Messenger RNA from Serinus canaria (Common canary), 3562 nucleotides. RefSeq lists its product as uncharacterized. The transcript has a single exon. Gene Ontology annotation, biological process: DNA integration. The record is from RefSeq and is a predicted model, not a curated record. The coding region runs from base 173 to 3562 and encodes 1129 amino acids. Gene Ontology annotation, molecular function: nucleic acid binding; RNA-DNA hybrid ribonuclease activity. Lineage: Eukaryota; Metazoa; Chordata; Aves; Passeriformes; Fringillidae.
UAUGGUCUUGGGAAAUUAUCAGAAUCAGAGCUGACUAGAACAGGAUUUGAAGGUUAGGUUAGAGAUCGAAGGGAAAGAGCAGGAAUUUACUGUAGAUACUGGGGCUACUUAUUCGGUUUUAAAUAAACGAUUGGGACCAAUCAGUGACACUACAGUACAAGUAGUAGGAGCAAUGGGCCAGUUGGAAGAAAGGCCGUUCCUACAGCCAUUAAAUUUGAGAUUUGGGGGGAAGGAAUUAGAUCAUCAAUUUUUAUAUAUGCCCAAUUGCCCUAAGUCACUAUUUGGGAGGGAUUUGCUAUCUCUUUUGAACAUGAAAAUUCUGUUUGAAGAUGGAAGAGUUAAAGUAGAAGUUCCUGAAGAAGAAAUAGCCAAAUUAUUCGUGAUUAGAGAAGUUGAACCCACCCCUAUCCCUGAGGAGGUAGAACAGGCUGUGGUACCAUGGGUAUGGGAAACGGGAGUCCCGGGGAAGUCUAAAGCUGCUCAACCAGUAAUAGUAGAGUUAAAAGAAGGGGUACAACCUGUAAGGAUAAAACAGUAUCCUAUUAAACUUGAAGCCAAAGAAGGGGUUGCUCCUCUCAUAGCACAAUUUCUAACACAAGGAAUACUGGAAGAAUGUGAAUCAGAAUACAACACCCCCAUUUUUCCCGUAAAGAAACCUAAUGGUAAGUAUAGAUUGGUACAGGAUUUACGGGCAAUUAAUAACAUUGUUAAGGAUAUUCACCCAGUGGUUGCAAAUCCAUAUACUUUGUUAACAUCUGUGUCUGAAAAGUUUAAAUGGUUUACUGUAAUUGAUUUGAAGGAUGCAUUCUUCUGCAUUCCCCUGGCAUUGCAAAGUAGGAAAUAUUUCGCCUUCGAAUGGGAUAGCCCAGACACCGGUCGCAAGAAGCAACUCACCUGGACGAGAUUACCCCAAGGCUACAAGAACAGUCCAACGAUAUUUGGGAAUCAGUUGGCAAAAGAAUUGGAAGAAUGGAAGAUGACUGAGGUAAGAGACUCGCCGUUCUCAUACGUGAUUUUACAGUAUGUCGAUGAUAUCUUUCUAGCCACAGAAGAGAAAGAACUGUGUUUAAAGCUUACCAUAGCAUUGCUGAAUAUGCUGGGCCAGGCUGGAUAUCGAGUAUCAAAAGAAAAAGCACAGCUGAUAAAGGAAAGUGUGAUUUACCUGGGUUGUGAAAUCAUUCAGGGUCAGAGACGGUUGGGAAUCAACCGAGUGGAGGCCAUUUGUGCCAUCCCGCUCCCGAGAAGUCACCAAGAAUUAAGAUCUUUCUUGGGGAUGGUAGGAUGGUGUCGAUUGUGGAUUCCAAAUUUCGGGUUACUAGCGAAACCAUUGUAUGAGGCCCUGAAGGAACCACAGCUGAACUGGGACAGGUCAAGGAAGAAUGCUUUCCAAAACUUAAAACAAGCCCUGAAGGAGGCCCCGGCUUUAGGGCUCCCGGAUUUGAGCAAGGACUUUCAGUUGUAUGUAAAUGAAAGACAAAAGCUGGCUCUGGGAGUACUAACCCAACGGAUCGGGUCAUGGAAACGCCCGGUGGGAUACUUCUCGAAGCAGCUGGACACUGUCAGUGCUGGUUGGCCGUCAUGCUUGCGGGCAGUUACGGCCACGGUGAUCCUCAUUCAAGAAGCCAGAAAAUUGACGAUGGGCAAGAAAAUGGAGGUAUUUGUACCCCAUAUGGUACUGGCUGUUUUGGAACAAAAGGGGGGUCACUGGUUAUCAUCUAGCCGAAUGCUGCAGUACCAAGCAAUAUUGAGAGAGCAGGAUGAUGUAGAAUUGAAAAUAACUAAUCAUAUUAAUCCAGCAGAAUUUCUCCGCAGUGAACAGGAGGAGGGAGAAUUGGCGCAUGAUUGUGUGGAGGUCAUCGAGCAGGUAUACGCUAGUCGGAUAGAUCUUAAAGACACACCGAUGGAAGAUCCAGACUGGGAACUGUUCACGGACGGAUCAAGUUACGUGGAAAAUGGUACCAGGUAUGCAGGGUAUGCCGUGGUGACUGUUCAUACGAUUGUAGAGGCAAAAGCUUUACCUCCUGGUACCUCAGCCCAGAGGGCAGAAAUAAUUGGGCUUACACGAGCCCUAGUCCUCAGUACUGGAACAAAAGUAAAUAUUUGGACUGACUCUAAAUAUGCCUUCGGGGUAAUCCAUGUACAUGGGGCAUUGUGGAAGGAGAGAGGACUACUCAGUUCACAGGGAACAUCUAUCAAGUACAAAGAAGAAAUCUUAGCUUUGCUGGAAGCAGUACACAGACCGAAAAAGGUUGCGGUAAUGCAUGUGAGAGGACAUCGAAAGGAGGAAGGAAAAAUUUACCAAGGAAAUGAUUUGGCUGAUGUGACAGCUCGAAAGGUGGCUCGAGAGGUAUGGACUCAGAUGGCAUUAAUACCAGUCAAGGUAAGCCCAGUAAAUCCCUACCUAAACCAGGCACCUAAAUAUACAAUAGACGAUGAGAAGUUGGCAAUGUUAUUGAAUGCACAAAAGAACAUGACUGGAUGGUAUGUAACAACAACGGGACAGGUCGUGGUACCAGCAAAAAUAAUGAAAGUCAUUUUGGAAACAGAACAUAACAAAUGCCAUUGGGGUGCAGAGAUGCUCGUAAAAUUCUUAAGGAGAGAAAUAGUUUCAAACCAGAUGUUAACACUUGCAAAACGGGUGAAUGCAAUGUGCCCAGUCUGUUUGAAAAAUAACCCGAUUGUCAGGAAACAAAUUCAACUAGGGAAACUGCAGGUAGGACCGGAACCGGGAGACUAUUGGCAAGUAGAUUUUUCUGAGUUACCAAAAGCACAAAAUUUCAAGUACAUGAUAGUGUAUGUCUGUACCUUUUCAGGAUGGCCAGAAGCUUACCCCUGUAGGACAAAUCAGGCUAAGGAAGUGGUUAGGACACUGCUUAAAGAAAUCAUUCCCAGGUUCGGGGUACCUCUAGGGUUGUCGUCGGAUAGAGGUCCACAUUUUAUAGCUGGGAUUGUGCAAACAGUAGCUAGGAUGUUGGACAUAUCUUGGGACUUGCAUACACCUUGGCGACCUCAAUCAAGUGGUCAGGUUGAAAGAAUGAAUCAAACACUGAAAGGGCAAAUCAAGAAAAUUUGCCAGGAAGCUAAAAUGCAAUGGCCGCAAGCAUUACCGUUAGCUUUAUUGCGAAUCAGGAUAAAGCCCAGGGAGAGGUUGGGGGUAAGUCCUUAUGAGAUUCUAUAUGGGAAACCUUAUCAUGCUACCGUACUAAAGGGAGAUCUACAUGUACAAGGGGACCAAGUGAUAUUUAAUUAUGUAAUGUCACUAAACAGAACUCUCAACAGCCUACGGGGAGCCCUGCAGUGGAACCGACCCCUACCACUGGAGAAUCCAGUCCAUAACAUCCAACCUGGCGACCGAGUGUAUGUGAAAAAUUGGUUCACGGAUCCACUGAAGGAAACAUGGGAUGGCCCCUACCAAGUGAUCCUGACGACCUACACAGCAAUAAAGGUGGCGGGAAUCGACACCUGGAUCCACUACACUCGAGUCAAGAAAAUUCCAACACAAUGGGAGACUCAGAUGGUCUCCCCGACACAAAUGAUAUUUCGCGCAAAACCGCAUUCUUAA